Messenger RNA from Bubalus bubalis (water buffalo), 4211 nucleotides. It is a transcript of the gene AMOTL2, whose product is annotated as angiomotin like 2. Gene Ontology annotation, cellular component: cytoplasmic vesicle; bicellular tight junction; plasma membrane. The coding region runs from base 215 to 2518 and encodes 767 amino acids. The record is from RefSeq and is a predicted model, not a curated record. Gene Ontology annotation, biological process: establishment of cell polarity involved in ameboidal cell migration; hippo signaling; actin cytoskeleton organization. NCBI's taxonomy places the organism in Eukaryota, Metazoa, Chordata, Mammalia, Artiodactyla, Bovidae. The transcript has 10 exons.
GCCUCCGGCGCGGGCCGACCCUGGGGCUGCGCGCUGGGGCUGAGCCGCCAGAACGUCGGCGCCUCAGCCGAGAGCACACCACAGCCGCUGAGCUGAGCCGGGCCGGGCCGGGCCGUCGGGUUUGAUCGCUCGGAGCACUCGCGGGCCGCAGCGGUGCUCUGGGGCCAGGUGCCACUGGCCUUUGUCCAGGUGGGUGUGUGCAAGCCCAGGGAGCAUGAGGACGCUGGAAGACUCCUCAGGUACGGUCCUGCACCGCCUCAUCCAGGAACAGCUGCGCUAUGGCAACCUGACUGAGACCCGCACACUGCUGGCCAUCCAGCAACAGGCCCUGCGCGGUGGGGCCGGGGCUGGGGGCACAGGAAGCCCCCAGGCCCCCAUGGAGAUCAUGGCACCAGAGGACAGUCAGGUGCUGCAGCAGGCCACGAGGCAGGAACCCCAGGGCCAGGAGCACCAGGGCACCGAGACCCACCUGGCAGAGAACGGCCUCUACCGCCUGUGCCCGCAGCCUGGCAAGGGCGAGGAGCUGCCCACCUAUGAGGAGGCCAAAGCCCACUCACAGUACUACGCCUCCCAGCAGGCGGGGCCCUGGCCACACGUGGGGGACCGGGAUCCCCGCGGGCCCCCGGGAGGCAGCCGGAGGCAGGAUGAGGCCCUGCGCGAGCUGAGGCACGGGCAUGUGCGCUCCCUGAGUGAGCGACUCCUGCAGCUGUCCCUGGAGAGGAACGGGGCCCGCACCCCCAGCCACAUGAGUGCCUCUCACAGCUUCCCCCAGCUGGCCCGCAACCAGCAGGGCCCCCCAGCCAGAGGCGCCCCCACUGCCGAGGGCCCGGAGCUGCGAGGACCUCCACCUCAGUACCCACACGUCAUGCUAGCUCACGAGACCACCUCUGCCGUCACUGACCCGCGGUACCGUGCCCGUGGCAGUCCACACUUCCAGCAUGCGGAAGUCAGGAUCCUGCAGGCCCAGAUGCCCCCUGUGUUCCUCCCGCAGCAGCAGCAGCAGUACCAAUACUUGCAGCAGCCUCAGGAGCGCCACCCGCCCCCACACCUGGCCACCCUCAGCCCUCCUGGGGUGGAGGGCCCGGCAAGCACCCAGGCCUCUUUGGCCACCUCGGGCAGCACCCACCUGGCUCAGAUGGAGACUGUGCUAAGGGAGAACGCCAGGCUGCAGAGGGACAAUGAGAGAUUGCAGAGGGAGCUGGAGAGCACGGCGGAGAAGGCUGGCCGCAUCGAGAAGCUGGAGAGCGAAAUCCAGAGGCUCUCCGAGGCCCACGAGAGCCUAACAAGGGCCUCUUCCAAGAGAGAGGCCCUAGAGAAGACCAUGAGGAACAAGAUGGACAGUGAGAUGAGGCGGCUGCAGGACUUCAACCGGGAUCUUAGAGAAAGAUUAGAAUCUGCAAACCGCCGCCUGGCAAGCAAGACGCAGGAGGCCCAGGCAGGCAGUCAGGACAUGGUGGCCAAGCUGCUGGCUCAGAGCUAUGAGCAGCAGCAGGAGCAGGAGAAGCUAGAGCGGGAGAUGGCACUGCUGCGCGGAGCCAUCGAGGACCAGCGGCGGCGGGCCGAGCUGCUGGAGCAGGCCCUGAGCAAUGCACAGGGCCGUGCGGCAAGAGCUGAGGAGGAGCUGCGGAAGAAGCAGGCCUACGUGGAGAAGGUGGAGCGGCUACAGCAGGCCCUGGGGCAGCUGCAGGCUGCCUGCGAGAAGCGUGAGCAGCUGGAGCUACGUCUGCGGACUCGCCUAGAGCAAGAACUCAAGGCCCUUCGUGCACAGCAGAGACAGGCAGGCACCCCGGGAGGUGGCGGUGGCAGUGGUGGAACCCCGGAGCUCAGUGCGCUGCGGCUGUCGGAGCAGUUGCGGGAGAAGGAGGAGCAAGUGCUGGCGCUGGAAGCUGACAUGACCAAGUGGGAACAGAAGUACUUGGAGGAACGUGCCAUGAGGCAGUUCGCUAUGGAUGCGGCCGCCACGGCCGCCGCCCAGCGUGACACCACUCUCAUCCGGCACUCGCCCCAGCCCUCGCCCAGCAGCAGCUUCAAUGAGGGCCUGCUCACCGGCGGCCACAGGCAUCAGGAGAUGGAAAGCAGGUUAAAGGUGCUCCACGCUCAGAUCCUGGAGAAGGAUGCCGUGAUCAAGGUCCUUCAGCAGCGCUCCAGGAAAGACCCUGGCAAGGUCACCCCGGGCUCCCUGAGGCCUGCCAAGUCAGUGCCAUCUAUCUUCGUGGCUGCAGCAGCGGGGACCCAGGGCUGGCAAGGACACUCCUCCAGCGAGCGGCAGGUGGAUGCCUCUGUCCAACUGGCUGCAGCAGACAGGGCCCCGCUGGAGGAGCCUGUGGCUUUGGCUCCCCUUGCUGCCCACGCCAAACAUGGGAGCAGGGAUGGGAGCACCCAGACUGAUGGCCCCCCGGACAGCCUGGAGCCUGACAGCCUUUUGGGGUGCAGCAGUGGCCAGAGAACAGCUUCACUGGAUUCUAUUGCUACAUCCAGAGUCCAGGACUUUUCCGACAUGGUGGAGAUAUUGAUCUGAAGGAGGUGGUGCCGUGGGGACUCUGAACCAUUUCCUGCUGCCCUCUGCCACACGGCCAUUCCAUCAGGAUGCUGCAUGGGAGAGGGGAACUGUGAGCACCCGUCCCCCUAGAAGACCCUGUUCCUUAGCCCCAUGCUCCUCCUGGGCCUAUGCAGCAUGAGGACUGGGCCUUUACCUGGCUUGCUGCCAAGGGUAGCAGUUGAAAGCUCAGAAGGGAGUAGUGCACCCACACUGCGCACUUGGGCAGGGAGGGAGGGGAUGUGUUGAUUUGGCGGCUGAUUUCCAAGGAUGGCUGCCCAUGGACUCCAGGUGGACUGGUUUAAUAGGCCUGGCUCAGUGUGGUCCCCCCAACUCCAUCUGCUCCUCAGCUCCUCACUGCCUCCUGGGGAUCACCCGGACUUGAAUCUUGGCGGCCUGUUGAGCGUGUGAGUCCUGCAGAGGCCACAGCAUCACCCGCACUGUGGAGAGGACUGGGAUGUGCCGUGCAGUUUGUACAUAAGUCCCUUUCUUGUGAAACAGAAGAUUGAAGUGGGCUGCUUCAGAUUCACCCCCUCAUUCCAUGCUCCCAGCCCUGCUGCCUCGGUUCCUCCCAGCUAUCUCCCCUUCUCAAGUUCUUGGUCCAUGGAUUUUGUUACUGCUUGAUCCACGGGAUACUGGCUGCUUUUUCCCCAUCUUGAGCCCUGUUUGAAAUGCCCAAGGGACCUCACCACCACCAGCCUCUUGAAAUGGCUCCACAGCUCCUGUCCCUGGGACAUCUUGUCAGUUUGGUUAUGAACCCUGAGCUAGAUGAAGUCCGCCACCACAGAUCUGCAUGGUGGGCUUCCCAGCACCAGUUCUCUGAAAGGAAACUGGAGAGAUGGCCUUGUUCUCAUCAGAGUCUUUGUUCCCCCUGGAGGCACUGGGAGAGGGAGCUAUGCUGGUGAAAACUAGUCCAUAAGCUGUAAGACAUGACUCAGAUGGUCCUCUGAAUGGAGCCCCUCUCACAGCAUGGCGCCCUGAGGCUGGCUCCUCAAGCGCCAGUGCGCAGCACCCUGAAACAGGGCCAGCGCUUGGGAACUGGAGUGAAGUGUCCGAGGGCAGCCUGCCAGUAGCAGUGACUUUAACUUCUGGUCUUAAAGAGUCUCCCAACUCAGCCCCAUGAGUGACUGGUGGGUUUUAGUGGUUUGUCUCGGCUGUUUUUAGUUCUCCUUGAGUCUUUGUUUUUGUUUUUCUUUUACUGUUUUUAGGUUUUUGUAUGUGUUAUUUUAUUCCUAUGGUUCCUCAAGUUUCCUUUUUAAACAUUCGCAUUUGCUGGACAAUUGCAUAUUUUUUUAAAAUCCCCCCACCCCACCCCUCUGUAAAACUGAAAAAUGCAUUUGGUUCAUGUGCAUUGUUUACAAAACAAAAAGAAAAAGAGAGAGAAAAAGGCAAAAAAAUAUUGUGAAAGAAAAAAAAACAACUUAAUAUAUUUUGGAUUAAUAUUUGGUAUUUCUUUUUAAAGUAUUUUUUUGUGCUGUGAACAUUUUCUGCCAAAGACCAUGAUGUGUGUCUGUAUGUUUAAGUUAUCGUGAAUAUUUAAAAUGUAAACAUGGCUGUUUUGUUAUGCCACCCUGUACCAGGAUUGCUGCUGCAUUCCACUGGGUAUAACAGUAUUUUAAUAAAAUUUUUUUUUUUUUUUUUUUUUUUUUUAAUUAAAAGCACUGUGUUUGUACAA